AAGUUAAGAUUUUAAUGAAGUGGAUUUUUUGCUGAUAAUACAAGUGAAGACCUUACUAACGUUGUUAUUACUAUGACAAUAUUUUCAAACUGGACUCGACGAACAAAUGUUUCCAUAUAUUAGGUUACACUUUUCAAGCAUUUUCAGAGUACUGUUGAGGUAAUGAAGUUUCCUAAGAACGUUGUUGCUACGGACUCAAGUAUGAAUAAAACAUACGCACAUUUUUAUAUUAUUUAAAUACACCAGGUUUCAUUCUCGUUAUCAAACGCGAAAAUACCUCACAAAAUCAAUACCAUUGAUUUCUUCUCAAUAGAUAAAAUACGUAAGCAGUCUACUGGCAUUUAAUGUAGCAUUUAAUUCACAGUAUUGCAACCAGGAAGUAAAUAAGAAAAAAAGAAGGCCACUUUGGAUAUUUAUUGUCGUUCUUCACAAAUCGUCUUUUGCUGGUUUAUUAGAAAGUAAGAAAUGUCUGUCGAAACAUAAAAAUGGGCGGAUGCGUCUCCUCUGUCGGAGAUGAAAAGGCACAAGACGAAAAACAUACAGAUAACAUAGAUGCUAAGGAAGAAGAGAAAGAGGCGGACGUAAUUUCUCCAAGAACGAUAUCCGUACAGCCGAUGGAAUCUAGAGAAGUUACUGCGGCAACUGUAGAUCCAAGGUCCCACGCGAAGACACAAGACGAUGUUAGUGUAGGCCUGGCAAACACCCUUGUUGUAAAACAAGAUGCACGUCCGCAACCUCACACGACCUCGCAUGUUAACCACACCAAUGCUACGGAAAUACACCGUGAUGAACUGGUUACGUCUACAUCUGACAGAUAUGAGAAAGGCACACAGGCAAGACACUCGCAGGGUUACCGCAAGAAAGACGGAGGUGAGGUCAGUUACAGAAAUGAAGACACAGGAACAGUCGACCUUAAGUUACAGAUACAGGAACUGAGGAUCGAGCGCAAUGAGAUGUUUAAGUUAAAUAAUGAAUUCAUGAAGGAAAAAGAACACCUUUGGAAUUCACUGGUACAAAAGGAGAAAGAAGUCGACGAACUCCGAACAAGAUUGAGUCGAGUUGCCUCUGAACGUCUCACAGAUAAUAACCCGAACGUAGCGGAUCUUAGCGAUCCAAAUCGUCCGGUGAAAAUAGCAGACACAUAUACCGAGGUUUACAGUAAUGAAUGGAGUGAUGCUUUUGAAGAUCUAGUCGACACUGGGGAUAUAACUGAUCAAGAAGCAAUACAAAUUUUACUGGAGUUUAUCGAGAAUAUCUACAAAAUGUGUCUUGGUGUUUCUACAAAUCAUGCAAAUGACUUGAACACAAAUAUUCUAUUGUUCACUGGUCAUAUCUUUAGAGGAGCUGAUAUGAAGAUAUCUACCAACCUUUCAAGCGCUAUGAAGCCAUUUAAAGAUGAAAGAAGACUAAUGUAUAAAGAAUUCCUGCCAACAUUAUGCACGGAAACGAACAAGCUUAGAGAUAUAAAACUGGUGAAGAAGAAGUACAGAACAAAAAAGCUUAAGAAAUACCUUGAUACUGCUACAGAACUUUGUUGGCUUAUGUGUAUUCAAGACCCACCAGUGCAUCUAUACACAGAUUGUAAACAGGGACAUAAAUUUGAUGAAAAUAACUUCAGUGCGUUUACAGUGCGAGGUACAACGGUCGAUUAUUUAGUUUGGCCAGCUCUACAUUUGUGCCAAAAUGGACCAAUUUUGAAGAAAGGAGUAGCACAAGCUAAGGCAACAAACAAAGAAAACCGUACAGAAAAUAAAACCAAACUCUAGCAGGAACUCUGAAAGUCAGUGCCAUGACCAAAAUGCACAAUCACUUUCAUUUUAAAUUAUUAUAAAUUCUAGAUCUUCUGAUUACCUUUACCUCAUUAAAUUAUUUGAAAGAAAUAGUGAUAUAUCUUUUUGAUCUUUUGGUGAACUUUGUUCCUGCCAGUAUAUAAAUAGAACGCCGCUUUUACAUUUUUACAUUGACAUUAUUAACUUGAAAAACCCAACAAACAAAUAGCCAUUACAAAGGAAUUGUUCACAUGUAUACUACUUAUUAUGACAUUUAUAGAAAAGCAAUGGGUUCAUUGGUGUUUCACAUCUCGAAAUACAACUACCCAAUAUAUACAAAUGAAAACACUUUUUUUGCAGACUGCAUAAUAUGAUUAUCUAGCGUGCCGUUUGCGUUCAAAUGAGCGGACAAAACAUUUAAAUACUUAAUUUUUUUAUAUGCAAAUCUGUUGUGUAAAGUUGGUUGUUUCUAUACAGAAUAGAACCAAUAACACAUUUUAAAAAUGUU
Messenger RNA from Mercenaria mercenaria, 2277 nucleotides. RefSeq lists its product as uncharacterized. The transcript is spliced from 9 exons. The record is from RefSeq and is a predicted model, not a curated record. The coding region runs from base 486 to 1766 and encodes 426 amino acids. NCBI's taxonomy places the organism in Eukaryota, Metazoa, Mollusca, Bivalvia, Venerida, Veneridae.